Penicillium cataractarum is the source of this 2355-nucleotide messenger RNA. RefSeq lists its product as uncharacterized. Bases 1 to 2355 code for a protein of 784 amino acids. Lineage: Eukaryota; Fungi; Ascomycota; Eurotiomycetes; Eurotiales; Aspergillaceae. Gene Ontology annotation, biological process: positive regulation of transcription by RNA polymerase II; DNA-templated transcription. Gene Ontology annotation, molecular function: sequence-specific DNA binding; zinc ion binding. Gene Ontology annotation, cellular component: nucleus. The record is from RefSeq and is a predicted model, not a curated record. The transcript has 10 exons.
AUGGAGACAUUACCGGAACUCAGCCUUCCCGACAAGCAAUAUAGCAUGGCCAACUUUGAUGACACUAUUCCGUUCGCCGCGUCUGCUAGGCCGGGCAAGAGACUGCGUGUCGCGCGCGCUUUCGUCGAAACCUCGCACAUGAAUGGAACUCUUCAGCGAAACGAACAUCUCGAACAACAGAAUGUGGAUGUCACUUUGGGGACCUUUGCCGCCAACCUCACCUCCGGUAACGCUUUGGAUCGAGAAGCCAUAUCGAGGGCAUCGCCGGAUGCUAUUACAGACGUCCAGGGUCAUUAUGUUGGCCCUGCAUCUGGGCUGUCUUUCUUAGCGCGCGUCCGGAAGCGUCUCAAUUUCAAUGAUCAAGCAUCAUCGUCUUUCACCUUUGGAGAUGCCCCAAUGGCUGAUCAUGACCCGACUCCAUCUAUCAUGAUCUCCUCGGAAGAGUCAUUGCGGUUGGUUGAAAGGUUUUUCGACUUCACAGUACCCAUUGAUCGGAUAGUCCAUCGGCCAACGAUAGACAACUGGCUCCGGGAAUUCCAGGAUACCAUGGGAAGCAUGAGAGACGUUGAGAAUGCUUGCGCUCAACGGGCUAUACUCUGGAUGAUAUUCGCCAUGGCUCAGGAACACGGAGCUCCGGAAAGGACUGAAAAGACCGAAGAUAGAAGCGUCCGCUAUUUCUUAGCAGCUGACUAUCAGCUCUCCAAAGAACGAGGUGUGGACUGCCGGCGCAGAACCUUUUGGAGUGCGUACUGUCUGGAUGCGCAUCUAAGCCUCACCUUAGGUCGCCCCAGGAUAUUUCAUGACGAAGAUAUUGAUCAGGAACUACCUUCGGGAGCUGAUGACUCAAACCUGAGUGACGAUGCUUUAAAGUCACUGAGUAGUCAUGGCUACUCCAAGAUGGUUGCUCCCGUGGCAUAUUACAGGCUCCACCGAGUUCUUACUGGAAUUCUCCGAGACUUGUACUCAAUUCGCCCUGUUUCUCUAGAGAAACAAUGCACGCUCGCGGGGCAAUAUUCAAUAAUGCUCGAGGAAUGGCGCGACAGCCUUCCCAAGUUUUUGCAAAUAGAUAACGGGGAGAUACAUCCUCUCAUCGCCAUCUAUCAACGGCAGCGAGAUGUCCUUCACUACACCUACUGGCACGCGAUGAUUCUCACUAAUCGCCCCCUCAUGUUGAGAGGAUUCACCAAUGGCUCAGAAAGUGGCACAGAGAUGUUUGAGGACGGCUUGAUGUUUCGGUCUUUUUGGGGUGAGGCUUUCCAAAUUCCACAAAUGCAAAACACCUAUGAGGUCAUACUAAUCAGCAUAAUCGGAAAGGGAACCUGUUACUAUGGAUUUGCAGCUAGUGUCGUUCUUUUCGUCUACACAAUUCAGAAAGCUCCAUCUCUCGCUGUUGAGGAUCUGCAUCAUUUGGAGACCGGAGCUCGUUGCCUGGGCCAUCUUGCGACUUUCAAAAAACAUACCCCUCUUGUCGCACGUUAUGUUCUCAUACUAGAGGAGUUACAACAGGAGGCACAGAGGCGUAGUGAGGGACAAUCCACCCCGUCGGAUUGUAGCAUAACAGCCAGUUACACCGAUGCUGCGGCAGUUGAGUAUGCCAAUAUUAUCGGUGUACGGAUGCCUUUUCCAGCUUCUGGCUAUGAAGACUUUGGUGGCGCACCUACUGAUCUUGCAUCUUGGAUGCAAUUUGAACCGCUGCCUAGGGGGCUCACGAUCAAUAGCUCCUUUUCCGGGUUCAGGGGUUCAUGCUCAGGAAUACUGCAUGUCAAAGUCAAAAGCCGGGGGUGGGGGGUUGGCUUCCUUAAAACACUUACACAUGGGGCUAUAGGUGUAGACUUAGGGUAUAAUGGAGACACGACCGCGACCUUUGUGUUUGGUGGAGCUUGGGCGAACGUGAUCGACGCUGUCACUCGAAGUAAGGCAUCCUUCCAGCCAUACGUGACUAUCCAGUUUGGUCACAACGACCAAAAAAGUACUUCGGGCGUCACUCUCGCUGAAUACGCCACGAACUUAGAAAAUAUGGCCCAAGCCGUCCUCUCUGCUGAAGGAAUACCAAUUCUAGUGACUCCUCUGUCUAGACGAACUUUCAAUUCGACGACGGGACUGGUUAUUGAAGACUUGGCCACGCAACGGAACAUCGCCAUCACCGUCUCGGAGUCCAUGGGCGUUGAUUACAUUGACUUGAGUCAGGCCAGCACUAGAUAUCUAGAUGCAAUUGGCGCUUCUGACUGGGCGUCAUACAACCGUGUUGCAACUGACUAUACGCAUUUGAACCCCACGGGCAGCGUAGUAUUCGGAAACAUGGUGAGCUGGCUACUUCUUAACAGCACCGCCAGCUAUAUCUACCCUAGCGCCUGA